This is a messenger RNA of Aspergillus puulaauensis, 969 nucleotides long. RefSeq lists its product as uncharacterized. The transcript is spliced from 4 exons. The record is from RefSeq and is a predicted model, not a curated record. Lineage: Eukaryota; Fungi; Ascomycota; Eurotiomycetes; Eurotiales; Aspergillaceae. The coding region runs from base 1 to 969 and encodes 322 amino acids. Gene Ontology annotation, molecular function: arylformamidase activity.
AUGGCCCCCUCCAUUCCCACAUUCGACAACCUCACCCUCGACCCAAAUGGGCCUCCAGGCAACGCAUGGGGUCUCUUUGGCCCAGGAAAUGAGCUAGGAAUGCUCAACCUACUCACUCCAGAGCUUGUUCGUAAAGCCGCCUCGGAGGAAAUACGAGAUGGUGUUCGAAUCUCACUUGAUCUUCCGUUGAAUCGGCUGUCGUACCCCAGCUUUGGCCGGAACCCCUUCAAGCAGGAGCUUAUCAACAAGGCGCCAAGAAUUGUGAAUGACGAUGUCUUGACAUUUAACACGCAGACGAGUACGCAGUGGGAUGGGUUUAGGCAUUACGGGAACCAAACGCACGGGAUUUACUUCAACGGGCAUUCGUUAGAUGACUUGCGUCGGUCUAGGGUGAUUGGAAUUGAUGCAUGGUCUAACACCGGCGGUAUAGUCGGCCGCGGAAUCCUAAUCGACUAUGCAACUUGGGCAAAUAAGAACUCCAUUCCUUUGACACCCUUCAAAACAAGCACAAUACCCCUAUCUUCAAUCCUCCAGAUCCUUCAGGAAACCAACCUCACCCCGCGGUCCGGCGACAUCCUCUUCAUACGCACGGGUUUCACAGAGGCCUACAACAAACUCAGCCCCGACGAAGAGCGUGCCAUUUCCAGCCGCCCCACGCCUGACUUUGCGGGGAUCGAGAACGGCGACAAAACCCUGCGCUGGCUGUGGGAGAAUCAGUUCGCGGCUAUUGCGAGUGAUUGUCCGAGCUUUGAGCCUGCACCAUUGGUGAGGGAGGGCACGCCGGCUGAUAUUACUCUGCACCAGUGGUGUCUAAGUGGAUGGGGGUUGCCGAUUGGGGAGUACUUUGAUUUGGAGGAAUUGUCAAGGUAUUGUGGGGAGAAGGGGAGAUGGAGCUUUUUCUUGUCGAGCGUGCCGCUUAAGGUUCCUGGGGGCGUGGCCAGUCCGCCGAAUGCAGUUGCUAUUCUCUAA